Phymastichus coffea is the source of this 1815-nucleotide messenger RNA. RefSeq lists its product as uncharacterized. Gene Ontology annotation, biological process: proteolysis. Gene Ontology annotation, molecular function: serine-type endopeptidase activity. NCBI's taxonomy places the organism in Eukaryota, Metazoa, Arthropoda, Insecta, Hymenoptera, Eulophidae. Bases 90 to 539 code for a protein of 149 amino acids. The transcript has 3 exons. The record is from RefSeq and is a predicted model, not a curated record.
UCCCGCAGUAUUAUGCUGAUGUUUCAUAAUAUUUUUACAAUUUAACGGAAACUCCUGAACAGUUGUUUAACUAUUUGUUAACGUUCACCAUGAUUCAGUUUUCGGUGUAUAUUUUCUUGACUGCUCAAGUUUUAUUUUUUAUCAAAGCUGAUCCACUUAUGGGUAAACGUAUUUUUCGAGCGGAUCCUCAAAAAUUCUUUUUCAUUGUUUCAUUUAGACAAAAAGAUUCGGAAGCACUGUUAGACAGUGAACACUUCUGUACUGGAUCAGUUAUUACGCAGAUACACGUUAUAACAGCUGCACACUGUUUUGAAGAAAGAAUAGAAAGUGAAAUCGAAGUGAUCACUGUGGGGCAAUAUUGGAUAAGGUCCUAUGUCUAUCACGGAAUUGAUUAUUGGUUGUUAUAUGACCCAUGGGCUCUAGCAAAUGAAAAAACUAUUGUGUAUCCAUUUGACGAUAUGGCAAUCGUUAAGUUAAAAUCGCUGGUAAAUCACGAUGGUAUAACACCUGUCUCCCAUACAAAUUUGAAUAACAAAUAACUAUAUGGGACGACGCCAAUUAUAGUUGGCUGGAAAUACAUAAAUGAAAAUUCGCUCUCAAUGGUCUUACUGCAAGGGGACGUGACGAUUUUAUAUUCCGCUAAGUCCGAGAAUCUAUUAAAAUUGGUGACUAAUCGAAAAAUUAUAGUAAAUGAAAAUGAUCUGGCUACUUUCGCCGAACCAUAUAUACUCGCUGAACUCUGGUGCCGACCAGUGCGCCGCUGAGCCCUGGAGCCGAUCGGUGAUUUUUGCGCGUGUGCCGUGAGCAGUGAGUAAGCAGUGAGUAAGCAGUAAGUAAGCAGCAAGUGAGCGGAGAGUGAGCAAAUAGCAACAACAGCAGCAACAGCAGAGCAGCAGCAACACAGAACAGCGAGUAGCGAUAGCAGCAGCAACGGCAGCAUCGACGGCAGUAACGGUAGCGGUACUACAGCAGCAUUAGCGUCGGUGGCCGCGGCCGCGAUCGUUUUAAGAAAGUGCUCGAGUAAGUACGCUUCUCUAUUAAUCAUCGCGCGAUUACCGAACGUCCGCGUUACGGGAGUGCCGCACGACCCUCGCGCGUCCGAUGAUACCGUUUUCAUGCAUACUUUCGUCGCUGACCUUCCGGGCGAUUUCUUCGUUGUGCCGUUACAUUGUCCGUUGUCCGAAAGACAAAUUCUUUGAGUGCGCACGUCUAUGUACCGUAAAUUCGUCGCUUAGCCUUACCGAUUUAUCGACCGACAAAUGAGUUUUUCCCCGUUGUCGCGCGGAAAGCGAAGCGUUCGUGUGCGUACUUGUUACCAGUUUUCCUCGAAGCGAUUUUCCCCCGCGAGUUGCUAUUUUGAUGAAACACAGCAUGACCUUCGCGCAGGAGAGGAAUUCAUACGCGUGUCGAUAGACUCCUUUGUGAAACCGGUCGAAUGUAUAUUGCGCGAGUCGCGUACGACCAUCGUCCGACCGACGAGUUUUCCGUGCACACAUCACUAGCCCUUGUUUCGUUACGUGAUUGUUGCUGUGAAGUGUUAACAACAUCGGUCGAGUAGUGACUAACCUUCGCGCGACCGACCGAUUCCUCGCACGUGUGUUUACCUCAAGCGAGCUUGAAUUUUCGUCGCGAAGUAGGUAACUCGAUAUUACGUAAUCGCAUUCGCAAUCCACGGGACUGUCCGUCCCAGCUAUCGCCCGCCUAAGUCGACGUUGCGUCGCGGUCCGCCAUUCGUGCCCCUAUUAACUUAGACUAGGUAGACCAUCGCGAGGGAUUGACUGCUGGGCUGACCAAGGGGAAUGUUGGCCUAAUAAA